UAGUGAUCACAGUAUUACAUUUCGUUUUAACAAAACAUAUUAAUACUUGAGAAACAUGUUGUCAAAAGUAGUUUUCUUCGCUUUGGUUGCUCUGGUUGCCCAGGCUCUGGCUGAUCCAGAAUACUGUCCUGAUCCGUCUGCUGCAAAGGAACAGGUCUAUAAGGGUAUUGUACAUGAAGAUAAACCAUUAUUCGGAAGAGUUUCGAAAGACGUUGAUUUAAAAACAGAGGGAAAAGUCCCCACUUGUAUACUGGUGACUGGAGUCGCUUCUAGUGAAUCGGAAGGCGUUCUUUCACAAGCUGCCAUUGGAAUUUCAAAGGAAGGCGAUGUAACUCUUAAGCUAGUCUCCACAAUUAAAAAUGGAAUCGAUGUGUCAGUUGAAGUGUAUACGGAAUAAUAAACUAACGUAUUGAAAGUAUUUGUGUAUUAAUUAUUGUAAAUGGACGGAGCACGCUCCUUAGUUUCCUUAGCUUAAGUUUAGUUGUUUGUAAUAACGUAGAAAAAAGUAGGCUAUACAUGUCAUGUUGUAACGUUUGUCAGCAAAUAUACAGUCCACUUAU
Molecule: messenger RNA, 560 nt
Organism: Anoplophora glabripennis (Asian longhorned beetle)
Lineage: Eukaryota; Metazoa; Arthropoda; Insecta; Coleoptera; Cerambycidae
Exons: 3
Coding region: 56-397 (113 amino acids)
Source: RefSeq, a predicted model, not a curated record